Cyprinodon variegatus (sheepshead minnow) is the source of this 2893-nucleotide messenger RNA. Its product is annotated as sushi domain-containing protein 4-like. The record is from RefSeq and is a predicted model, not a curated record. Lineage: Eukaryota; Metazoa; Chordata; Actinopteri; Cyprinodontiformes; Cyprinodontidae. The coding region runs from base 244 to 2049 and encodes 601 amino acids. The transcript is spliced from 11 exons.
UGAACCGCAGCAGCAGCUUCAGCAGCAGCUAGGAAGGUAGCCAGCGGUUAGCUUAGCACCGCUGCGCUGGUUACAUCAUUAAAACGCAUAGACGAGUUUAAACUACAACAAAAAAAAUACAGGGUCAUCAAGCCUGCAGAUAACUUGCAACUAAAUGUCUACAUCGUGAGGUUAUUACGGAGGGGGCCGUGUUUUUUUUUUUUUUUUUUUUUGUGGCAGGCUGGGUUGAUUCUGAAUGGGAAGAUGUGCAAUGGAAUUAUAGAGUCAAUUUCAAAUACCUUCUGGGGCCCUCAGAGGCCCUUUGUUUUGCUGCUGGCACUGACUCUGGUGUCCACUACCCAAGGUUCAGGAUGCGUGAGGCCUUAUAUGGUCCAGAACAGCUGGGUAAACCUUACAGAAACCAACAGAGGCUUGUUUCCUGUGGGCACAGUGCUGCAGUACAGCUGUGACCCUGGUUACCUGCCAGAUGGACCCAGCAUCCUCACCUGCACCACAUCAGGGCGCUGGUCCUCAGAACCCCCUCAGUGCAUACGAAGUGGAGCAUGCCUACCCCUCUCCAAACCUGAGAACGGGGGCUACACCUGCCAUCCAUCCCCAUGUCGGUUGUUUUCCCAUGGCACCAUAAUAGAGUUCAUCUGUAACGAGGGCUUUGCUCUCAGCGGAGACUAUCCCUACCUGACGUGUCAGGAUGGACAGUGGGACGGACCUAUGCAGAUCAGUUGUGUGAGCAAAGGUUGCAUUAGACCUUCUCCGGUUCCACACGGCUCAGCUGAUCUGAUGGACACCAACAGGAGCUUGUUUCCGGUGGGGACAGUGUUGCAGUACAGCUGCGAUCCAGGGUACCUGCUAGUCGGACGCAGCAUCCUCACCUGCACCACGAUAGGAGACUGGUCCUCUAAUCUUCCUCGCUGCAUCCGCAAUGAUGUUUGCCAAUCUCUAUAUCAGCCAGAAAAUGGAGGUUACACCUGCCACCCUUCCCCAUGCAGACGAUUUUCUCACGGUACUGCUGUGGAGUAUUUCUGUGAUGAAGGUUACAUUCUGAAAGGAGACAGCAAAUUCAGAACUUGUCGUUAUGGAAAAUGGGACAACAUAUCACCCGUCAGCUGUGUCAUUAAACAAGGUUGUGUAAGACCCUCCAUGGUGGAACAUGCCAUAACAAACCUAACUGACCUGAAUAGUAGUUUGUUCCCAGUGGGGUCAGUGCUGCAGUAUAACUGUGAGUCUGGUUACUUGUUGGAUGGAGCCAGCAUCCUCACCUGUACCACACCGGGACACUGGUCCUCCGAACCGCCUCGCUGUAUACAUAGUGACGUUUGUGAUUCUCCAUAUCAACCAGAGAACGGAGGCUACACAUGCCACCCAUCCCCCUGCCGAAGAUUUUCUCAGGGCACUGUGGUGGAAUAUUUCUGCGAUGAAGGCUACGUUCUGAAAGGCGACUAUAAGUAUCUUACCUGCCAGUAUGGCCAGUGGGACAACCAGAUGAAGAUCAGCUGUGUCAUGGAGCAAGACCACAUUCCAACGUUACCUUUGGGAAUGCCUGCCUUGUCCAUAGUAGCUUCCACCGCAAGCUCAGUGGCUUUGAUCCUGCUCCUGGUGGUGCUGUUUGUACUUCUGCAGCCUAAACUCAAGUCUUUCCACCGGCGUGACCACGGGGUGUCAGGGCAGCCUGUCUCCAUCAUGGUGGAAGGGGUCCAGGUGACUCUUCCCUCCUAUGAGGAGGCUGUGAGCAGCAACGGAGCCUCAACACUUAGCCCAGAGUCUAGAGUGCAGAUCGUGUUGUCUGAGGGUCAGCAUGCCUCACCACUAGAGGCUGGCCCGUCGAGGCCAUCCUCUCUCAAACAGCAGCAGUCAGAGAUGCCUGUCCACCCUGGGCUGCAAUCCUCCUCUUCCUCACCGUUGUCGUCUGGUUGGAUUCUGGAGCAUGCAGGUGCAGCUGGAGGCACAUCAGCCGCACGUAGAAGGCCGUCUGCAGGCAGCGACCAACAAAGCCUGUCUCUAGACUCAGAGAUGGACUACUCUGAUGAUAUGCCGUUACUGAAGGAGGCUUAAAGCAUAUGGAACAACUGACCUUUACUGGUUUGCAGACUUUUAUCAACAGAGAUGACGCCAGUGAAUAGUGAACCACUCUCAGAAGCUCAUCAAACCAAGGAGUCAAUUACAUGUACAUAUGUUAAAUCUAGGCUUCCCCACAAUAUGUGUGUUUUUCUACUUCCUGAAAACGUAGAAAUGGAAGGAGAGACAGGUCAAAGGGCGCUUGUCUUUAAAGAAAACUGAGACUGAUGCUUCGAUGUUUAUUGAGCAAGUCUUUACUCAUUUUGUAAAAACAAAAAAAUCUGACUUGUUUACUUUUCUGAGAUCAUACAUCAUGUUAAAACACAUAUGCUAAAUGCAUGAACUCAUUUUCCUGUAGAAGAAGUAAAUGCUUAGUGUUUUCUUCUAAGUUUUUGUAAGUUUUAAAUUAUGUCAUUGUGCAGGUCAAUACUACAUACAUCAUUUUUCUCCUGCUGAUUUCCGCUCUUCUCGCUCAUACUCUUCCUUAUAAGGCCUUAGCUUUCCACUUCUAUGCACUGUACUAUGUGAAAUAAGGAGUUUUAAAAGUGAAUGUCAGUAAAAUGCCCUUACUGCUUAGUGAUUGAUUAGUUGUGGCAUCGUGAAACACCUCACUUGUACACCUGAAGAUAUUGUCUUUGUUAAUUUAUUCAGGCUUCUGGGAAACUCCUGCUUUAAGCCUAAAUGUGUUUGUAAUAUAUUUGUUCUGAGAAAGCUGUUGAUCAGCUGUUGCAUUGCCUCUGCAGCUCGUGUUGUUGAUUAAAGAUGGUUAGCUUCUCCUUUUACCCCAGCUGCUGUGACAUCAGAUUUGAUGUGAAUUCCUCGGGAAGAAAAGCCUGACGGA